This is a messenger RNA of Drosophila ficusphila, 1451 nucleotides long. RefSeq names its product glutaryl-CoA dehydrogenase, mitochondrial. The record is from RefSeq and is a predicted model, not a curated record. Bases 102 to 1361 code for a protein of 419 amino acids. Gene Ontology annotation, cellular component: mitochondrial inner membrane. The transcript is spliced from 2 exons. Lineage: Eukaryota; Metazoa; Arthropoda; Insecta; Diptera; Drosophilidae. Gene Ontology annotation, biological process: fatty acid beta-oxidation using acyl-CoA dehydrogenase; fatty-acyl-CoA biosynthetic process. Gene Ontology annotation, molecular function: fatty-acyl-CoA binding; flavin adenine dinucleotide binding; glutaryl-CoA dehydrogenase activity.
CUUCAUUCUCUCGCCGAACGUCGAAUCGAGCAGCUGUUCCGUGGAGAACCGGCUGAUUAUUUCCGACCAAACACAAAGCCAAACAGAACGAAGUUGGAAAAAUGAUUGCGCAAAGUGUAAUCAGCAAACUGCGGCCCUGUGCCACCCGACUGGCCAGCUCUAGCACCAAAGCCGCAGCCCCCAAGUUCAACUGGCAGGAUCCCCUGAACCUGGAGAGCCAGCUGACCGAGGAGGAGGUGGCUAUUCGGGACGCGUUCCGCGGUUACUGCCAGGCGGAGCUUCUGCCGCGCGUGAAGGUGGCCAACCGCCUGGAAACGUUCGACAAGAAGAUCAUGGAGGAGAUCGGCAGCUUGGGAGUCCUGGGCUGCACCAUCAAGGGAUACGGCUGCGCCGGGGUCUCCAGUGUCGCCUACGGUCUGCUGACCCGCGAGGUGGAGCGCGUGGACUCCGCCUACCGGUCCGCCGUGAGUGUCCAGAGUUCUCUGGCCAUGGGCGCGAUCUACGACUUUGGCUCCGAGGAGCAGAAGCAACGCUAUCUGCCCAGCAUGGCUGAGGGCAAGCUGAUAGGUGCCUUUGGACUAACUGAACCCAACCACGGCAGCGAUCCGGCUGGAAUGGAGACCCGUGCCAAGUACGAUAGCAAGAGCAAGACAUACAUUCUUAACGGCUCCAAGACCUGGAUUACAAGUGCGCCCAUAGCCGAUGUGAUAGUCGUUUGGGCCAAAUGCGAAGACGGCAAGGUGCGCGGCUUCCUGGUGGACCGAAAGAUAUCCGGCCAGGGAUUGGACACGCCCAAGAUCGAGGGCAAGUUCUCGCUGCGCGCUUCGCCGACGGGCAUGAUCCUGUUGGACGAGGUCCGAGUGCCGGAGGAGCAGUUGCUGCCCAAUGCGUUGGGAUUCAGCGGACCUUUCACCUGCCUAAACAAUGCCCGCUACGGAAUCGCUUGGGGCGCCCUGGGAGCAGCGGAGGCUUGUGUGGAGAUCGCCCGUCAGUAUACUUUGGAUCGCAAGCAAUUCGGACGCCCUUUGGCUGCUAAUCAGUUGAUACAGAAGAAGCUUGCCGAUGCCACGACGGAGAUUGCCUUGGGCUUGCAGGCGUGUCUGCACGUCGGUCGCCUCAAGGACCAGAAGCUGCACACACCCGAGAUGAUUUCCCUUCUGAAGCGGAACAACACCGGCAAAUCCCUGGAUAUCGCCCGCCAAAUGAGGGAUGUGCUGGGCGGCAAUGGCAUCAGCGACGAGUACCACGUGAUCCGGCAUGUAAUGAACCUGGAGUCAGUCAACACCUAUGAGGGCACGCACGACAUCCACGCCUUGAUAUUGGGACGGGCCAUCACAGGUCUGCCGGCAUUCGCUAACUAACUCCCUCUUAAAUCUUAAAUCCGAGGAACUGCAUUUACAAACUUGUUUUAUGUUCGAGUGUCAGUGUGAAUAAAUGUUAAUGAAAUCCAA